AUGCGGCCUAAAGAAGACGUGGAGAGGGCUAGGGAGGUCGAUCCCGCAGCCCAUCCGCGUCUCCGUAGAAGUCUACAGCGUUACCGUUCUAACGUGCGACGCGUAAUGUCUUUCUGGGCGCGCAGACGGUUCAGCGGGGGAAAAGGGGUUCAUGCGUCUAUAAGAAGGGAUGUUGACGUAUACUACUACACAAGCAUUGUACCCGACUUUCCUCAGCUCUCAACAAACCUGGUAAAAUAUAUGCCGAUGUGA
This is a messenger RNA of Pieris macdunnoughi, 252 nucleotides long. The record is from the annotation of a GenBank genome assembly. NCBI's taxonomy places the organism in Eukaryota, Metazoa, Arthropoda, Insecta, Lepidoptera, Pieridae.